UCAUACGCCUUACGUAACUCAGGGUAACUCUGCUAAGUUGCAAUGGAAAGUUACGACAACGCAAAGGCCCAUGCCAGGUCCAUCCUCGGCCCGACAAAAGACGCCGAAUUCUUACAAAGUUUCGUUCGAGUUGGUAUUGCUGAGGAUGAAGACGAAAUCCCGAUUCAAAAAGCCUCUAUCAGCAAGAGAGCUCCACCGUCCGCUGAUAAAGUCCGUGAACCUGAGAUGGAAGAAGAGAAACCAGCAGCUGGAGGUAGGAAAGAGUCGUUAAAACCGCGUAAACGACGGGAGCGAAAGCAGAAACGCGAGAAGAGAAAGCGUGAAGAAGAAUUAUACACGGACAAAGACCGUGCAGCCGCUGUAGUGAUGGGAUCUAAAGAUAUUAAGCAAUCUUUAAGCCUCAAAGAUAAGGCGGAGAGAAGCAGUGCCCUGCAAUUGCCAGUAGAAGCCGAUGCUGGUACACUUUUGGCGUUGGCGCAAGCUGAAAUGAUGAGGAAACGGUAUCGCACGGCGGUACUGUUCGUAAAUAAGGCAAUCGAGUUAGCCCCAGAAGAGAAAGCAGCAUACGUCGCCCGCAGCAAAUGUUACCUACUUCUCGGAGAACCUCGUUCUGCCCUCGCUGAUGCAGAAGCGGCUUUGAAGCUGGACCCGAAAGACGCGAAGGCAUUGCUUCGUAAAGCCGAAGCAUUGUACUACUGCGGCGAGUUUGAGAUGAGCCUGGUUCAUUACCAUAGAGGUCUGCGCACGCGGCCCGAUUUGAACGACUUCAGACUUGGAGUGCAGAAAGCUCAGGAGGCUAUCGAGAAUACUAUUGGUGCAGUUAAAACAGUCAAGAAAACAGGCAAACGAGCUGCUUCUAAAUCAGCUAGACCCGUGCUUGGACAACUUAUGUCGGACAAAAUUUAUCUUGAAAACCUCAUCAAGAAUCCAGACUUGGCCAUAGCAGACAAAAAGAAUGACAUAGUGGUCAAGCAAGCACAAGAAGCUAUACGCUUUUUAGAGAACAGAGAAGAAUUUUGGAGGCAACAACAAACGGCAACGGGAAAUUAAAUAGGCGUGUUAUUAAUUGUAGCUAUUAUAAAGUAACUGCACGCUAAAAAUAAACUUUUACUUACUGCCUAUAAAUUUGUUCAUUACUUGAAAACAACUUCUAACAUUUAUUCAUAAUGAACAUAAACUUUAUAUUUGUCAUAGGAAAGAUCUUUACCAACAUUCAAAUAUUUUGUCGGGUUAUUAAAAACACUUGUAAAAGCCAGACCUAAAAUACUAUCAUACCUAUUGAAAGCUCACACAAAAAAUCGUACAAACGCGGGAAACAAUCCCACAACUUUCUCUACAUAGACUGUUCAUUAUCCACUCACUACUCCAUCGGCAUUAAACACGUGUCAUCUAACCACAUAAUAUUAUCAACUAUUAUUUUAUGUUCAUAAUAAUUAUCAUGGGCAUUGCGAUCGUGAUUCAUUUUAUGAUAAAUACUUAUUGCAAAAAUUAUUUCCCAAACAUUCAGUUAUAAAACAAAACUGCGAUGAAUAAUAUGAUGUGGCCAACUAGUGUCUUUAGUGCUAUUUUAAUAUUUUGCCACAAUUUGAUUGUUCACGAAUGCACAAAGACUCCGGAACAAGCAUGUUCCGCUCUCAUGACUGAAAGCGUGAUGAAAGUGUCUUGCGCGCAGCCCUUGGAUCAAUUCAUCAACAAUAUAAAGAGUUGUAGAAAACAAUAUGCCGGAGAGUUAACGUGUGAGUUUGGAGAAUGUGUUGUUAGAAAUAAAUAUGGAAUAAACGGGAAGAGAAGGAACACAGUGAGUUUUCCCAAAGCGUAUGCGCUACUAAACAGAUUGGACAGACAACAGCCGGCCACUAGAUACAUGAAUCAGUUGAUACGGGAGUGCUGCCUUUGCGAUCAUAAUUAUUUGAACUACCCUCAAUUGGUGCCAAAUUGCCGGAGUUUACAGUAUAUGACAUGCGCCCUGUUCGGUUAUUUAAUGGGCCAGAACACUACAAGCACUUCUUAUCUGAGGAGAAAACCGGGAUGUGAUAAAACAGCGAAAGAUGUGGUGUCCUGCAGACAAGUUUUGAAUAAAUUUUGUCCAUGCCUUAAUAGACGUUAUAAUAAUUAAUCUAGACAUCUUAUCCACUUUAUUAUUGUAAGAUUAUAUUUUUUAAGUUGUAAACAUUAUUGUUAGUGUUUGCGUAAUGAAAAAUAUACUUACUAAUUUUACUAAU
This is a messenger RNA of Manduca sexta (tobacco hornworm), 2222 nucleotides long. Its product is annotated as tetratricopeptide repeat protein 25. Lineage: Eukaryota; Metazoa; Arthropoda; Insecta; Lepidoptera; Sphingidae. Gene Ontology annotation, molecular function: protein binding. The record is from RefSeq and is a predicted model, not a curated record. The transcript is spliced from 7 exons. The coding region runs from base 43 to 1050 and encodes 335 amino acids. Gene Ontology annotation, cellular component: cytoplasm.